AUGACACGCGCCCAACAACAAAUCUCCCUAGGCCUCCUCGCCACAGCCCUCUACAGCAUCUUCUUCCUCGGCUUCCUCCCGAUCCCCGACGUAUUCCAGAACGAGAUAAUACCAGUCCUCCCAUUCUGGGCCCUCGUCUCCUUCGGCGCAUACCUUCUAGGCACACUCGGCUACGGCGUAUUGACGUUCAACGACGUCCCUCAAGCACACGAUGAAUUGAUGAAGCAGAUUGAGCAAGCGCGGACGGAUUUGAAGAAGAAGGGGGUUUCUGUGGACUGA
Messenger RNA from Fulvia fulva, 279 nucleotides. Its product is annotated as Dolichol-phosphate mannosyltransferase subunit 3. The coding region runs from base 1 to 279 and encodes 92 amino acids. The record is from RefSeq and is a predicted model, not a curated record. The transcript is spliced from 3 exons. Gene Ontology annotation, biological process: GPI anchor biosynthetic process. Lineage: Eukaryota; Fungi; Ascomycota; Dothideomycetes; Mycosphaerellales; Mycosphaerellaceae. Gene Ontology annotation, cellular component: dolichol-phosphate-mannose synthase complex; endoplasmic reticulum membrane.